Messenger RNA from Phyllostomus discolor (pale spear-nosed bat), 544 nucleotides. Its product is annotated as transcription factor E2F6-like. Lineage: Eukaryota; Metazoa; Chordata; Mammalia; Chiroptera; Phyllostomidae. The transcript has a single exon. Gene Ontology annotation, molecular function: DNA-binding transcription factor activity, RNA polymerase II-specific; protein dimerization activity; RNA polymerase II cis-regulatory region sequence-specific DNA binding. Gene Ontology annotation, biological process: regulation of transcription by RNA polymerase II. The coding region runs from base 20 to 529 and encodes 169 amino acids. The record is from RefSeq and is a predicted model, not a curated record. Gene Ontology annotation, cellular component: RNA polymerase II transcription regulator complex.
UGUCUUGCACGGCAUCAAAAUGGUUGAAAAGGUAUCCAAGAGCCGUAUUCGAUGGAUAGGGCCUGAUAUCAGCAGUUUCGAAUCGCCGCCCAGACAGAGGCAGCUGCAUCAGGAAAUCAGUGAGCUGUCAGCCAAGGAACGUGCUCUGGAUGAGUUAAUUAAGGAUUGUGCUCAGCAGUUGUUUGCGUUAACAGAUGACAAGGACAAUGAGCGACUAGCAUAUGUGACAUACCAGGAUGUUCAGAGCGUUGAAGCGUACCGUAAACAGAUGACUUUUGCAAUUAAAGCACCACCGCAAACCAUGCUGGAAAUCCCAGCUCCCGGGGAAAACACCAUCACCAUGCGUAUACAGAGCACCAGAGGGCCCAUUGAGGUCUAUUUGUUCGAACCGAAACAGGAGCUUUCGAGUAACAACGUGUCUGGAGGUGAACCGGCGUCCGCAUCUGCAAGCAAACCUCCUGAACAGCCGGAUGAAAAGGAAAGUCCUCCACCUCAAAGUGAAGAAAUGCCCGAAGGGAGCAACUCCUAGAGUUUGACAGUUCAU